GGCGAUACAAUACAAAAAAACACACCCACAAGACGAGCUGACCUUGAUAGCACCUGACCCUCUCUCCUCUCUCUUCACGCCUUACUUGAACAAGUAUCCCAUUCGAUAUCAUGGCAUAGAACAAGCCAUCAAUCCUGACGACCGACAGCAAGAAAUGCGUAGAGUAUGGGAAGCGUGUCAGCAGCAACCCUCCCCCAUCAGCCAACUUGUCUUUUCCACCUUUGUCUUGGAAGGCUUUUCCAUUGCAGAAAAAUUAAACAUCCCCUCUCUCGUCGUUUCUUUGUUUCCGUUGGAGCUGUUUCCGAUGCCUGACGGCUUUGAAGAAGCGGUGCAAGAAGCCUAUCCUGCCCAGUAUCAAGCGUGGAAAGGGAAACACAACCUAUGGGAUACCCACAUCAAGCCUUGGAUGUGGCGAUUGCUUUUAGAAGAUCAAGGAGACUUUCGACAAGACGUACUGCAUUUGCCUCUUCUACCCGACUUGGCCCAGGCGCCCCAGCUGGUGUAUGCGAUCGAUCCAGAUCUUUGGCAAAACAGUCCAACCGGCAUUCCCGUCUGCGGGUGUUGGUCAUUGCACCACGUCGUGGAUCAGGAACCCUCUUUGCCACCAGCAGCCACCACCGUCUCCUCACCGACCCUCUUGGUGCAUUUCGGUUCGAUGGACACAUUAGCCAACGUGUUGAUCUAUCCCACCCAGAGCGACUUUGUCACCCACGUCAAAGCUCGAUUAGACGAACUUUUGACCACCUUGGAUCAUCUGCACAUCCUUUGGAUCGUUUCCUCCGACACGUUGCGCACUUAUCUUGAACAAUGCCUGCCAUCGACGCAGGAACGUCUACAGAUCUUAAAGUCCACGGGGUCACACGCCUCGUUGCUUCAACAACACCCCUCCCUCGUCGGUGCCGUGCAUCAUGGUGGUAUAGGUACUUGCUUUACCAUGCUCGAACUCGGGCUCCCACAAGCCAUUCUCCCUUUCAAAUUUGAUCAGUUCUAUUGGUCCGACCAGUUGGCUGCACUCCAUCUGUCCGAGACACUGUCUGAACAUGCAUCAUGGGUGCCCGCGGUCUCACGCAUGAUGAUGAUGAAAAUGCAACAGAGCAGUAAAGCACGUGCUGCUGCUCUGGAUUGGCAAAUGAAAUGUAGGAAAAAUACAGCAAGAGGUUUGAAUCAAGUCAUCCGGAUUCUAUCUCAGUCUGACUCUCAUUAAGCCCAGUACUCUAAAGGGGAAAGUUCUGUCUCUGGUUUUUUCUUU
Molecule: messenger RNA, 1249 nt
Organism: Mycotypha africana
Lineage: Eukaryota; Fungi; Mucoromycota; Mucoromycetes; Mucorales; Mycotyphaceae
Exons: 2
Coding region: 155-1204 (349 amino acids)
Source: RefSeq, a predicted model, not a curated record